AUGUCAGACGCUGCUCUGCGUUGUCUGCGUCAAUUACGUGAACCCUUCGAAGAGAGGAUGACCCCAUGGCGUAUCACAUAUGGGAUAAUACUAACGAUUUUGUCUAUUGUUUCUAUCUUUAUGAACGUGAAUCUUACGAUUGUCGUGCUUCGAAAUGAUACAUUUAACAAGUCAUUACGUCUAUAUCUUCUCAGUGCAACUCUAGCAGGACUUGUCGGUGUAAUACCUUUAUUGCUCUCACUCAUACCAUCUAUAUUCUUUCGAGUUGAAUUGAGGGAUCCAGAAAAUCUGAUUAUUUCCGUCGCUGAUGCAUUGUCGUUCCUCAUCUUCAUGUUGACAACAACAAUAAUUGCUCUAGAUCGACUGCUCUUCUUCAUUUUACCACAGGUACAUGGAUGUUUGAACAGCAGAAAAAACAUUCUGUCGUGCUUGGCUGCACUUCCUGUAGCCAUAUCAGUUGCUGCUAUAAUUCAUAUGUUUACUCUUGGAUGCUACAAAAGAACGGAUCCCUAUGCUCUUGCUUUUACGCACUCUUGCAGUAAGUGCAGUGGUAAUUAUCGUCCUAUUUUGAGCUACAUGGGCAUAAUUUGUCCUGCAGUGAAUUUCGGUAUCUAUGUUAUAGUUUUCCUUCGAAUUCUUGCAAUUCGGAAAGAAUUUCGUACCCGUCUUAGAGGUGCUGGUUCUACCAAAAUGGAUGACAUAUUAUUGAUAAUCCAGUUUAUUCUUAUAUGUUUGAGUCAAUUUGGUAGCAGUGGACUACUUCCUUUGCUGACGCCAUAUAUCUAUACCAUCACGUCAUUCCAAAUGUCAACAAUAUUUACCGCAAUUAACACGAUGAUCAAUCCUAUAGUGAUAUUUGCCCUUCAGAAAAGAAUGCGACGCACUUGCUUCCGUUUUCUCAAACUGUCAAGAUCGACGAACAGUACUGUGGUACUUCCUGCUACAAAUCCUAGCCCCCAUAAUACUAAUUCUACUAAUCCGGGUGCUCCUUAA
This is a messenger RNA of Cylicocyclus nassatus, 993 nucleotides long. The record is from the annotation of a GenBank genome assembly. NCBI's taxonomy places the organism in Eukaryota, Metazoa, Nematoda, Chromadorea, Rhabditida, Strongylidae.